GCUUAUGAGGUAUGGUGAAGAUUUACAGUAGAUACAGUCAGCUUCACGCGUUCGGCACCAUCACGUCGCCGCCUUCGAACGUCGUUUUUUCGAGCGAGAGCGACUGCGCCGUGACCGGUGCCUUAGAGGCGGUCAAGGUUUGGAACCUUCGCCGCGCGACGGAGGUGGCGUCGUACGUAUUGCCGGAUCAGAGAAAAGCGGUGGUGAGUCAGGUUGCGGCGAGCCCGGAUCGGAUUCACGUGGCGGCUGGUUACUCGGACGGUUCGGUGGUGAUUUGGAACUUGAGGACUGGGGGAGUGGACCAUCACUUUCAGGGCCACAAGUCGCGAGUUACGUGUUUGAGUUUUGACAGGGUGGGGUAUGUGUUGGUGUCUGGUUCGUUGGACACGAAUGUGAUAGUGUGGGAUUUGGUUAGCGGGGCGGGUUUGUUUAAGUGCCGGGGUCACAAGAACGCGAUUACCUGCGUUAGGUUUUGGGAGCAGGAGGACAAGAAGGUGGUUUCGAGUUCUAAGGAUGGUUUGGUGAAGGUGUGGGACAUGGACACGCAGCACUGCGUGUGGACGAUUACGGGGCAUCCGUCGGAGGUGUGGGGGUUUGACAUUAAUCCGGAGCAGACGCGCCUCGCGACGGUGUGCGAGGACAAGGUUCGGUUUUACAAGCUCGGGGAGGCGGAGUCGGUGGAGCCGAAGGGGGAGGGGGAGUGUGGAAUUUUGUAUUACGGGAGCAUUGAUCGGAGAGUGAAGAGUCGGGCGUCGUCGGUCAGAUUCAACGCGGAUGGGUCGGUUUUGGCGGUGCAGAGUGCUGGGAGGGGGAUUGAGGUGUUGAGGUGCUUUUCGGAGGAGGAGGUGGAGGAGAGGUGCAAGAAGCGGAGAAAGAAGGAGAAGAGGAGGCUCAAAAAGCAGUACGAGCAAAGGUUGAGGGAGUACGAGCAGGCGCUGCAGCAGCUGAAGACGUUGAGCCGGGACCAGCAUCCGGUGAGGCCGGUGAUGUCGUCGGUUGAAAAGUGUACCGUUCCGUCUGACGAGUAUAUGCAUUGUCAAAUUGUGUGGACGAGUUCGAAGUUUCAGAGCAUGGACUUUUCUCCCACGCGCGCGAGCAGUCUCUUGGUUUCGCUGACGGACAACGUGAUUGAGUGUUACAGGCUGGCGUUGAGGACGGGGGGAGAGGAGGGGGAGGAGGCUGGUGCGGAGGAGGAGGGGGACUCGCUCGGGCGUCAUGACGGCGUCGACGGUAUUGGGCCGACGGAGGAGGAGGUUGGAGGCGGCAGCGAGUCGAGAGUCGUCGCGUCGGUGAAUUUGCCCGGUCACCGGGGCGACGUGCGGUGCUUGACUUUGAGCGGGGACGCCGAGAUGCUUGUGUCGGCGAGUAACGGAUGCGUCAAAGUGUGGAACACAAGAACAACUUCUUGUAUUAGAACGGUACAGAGCGGAUAUGGGUUGUCUCUCGCGAUGGUGCCGGGAGACCGGCACUUGCUCGUUGGGACGAGAACUGGUCACCUUGAGGUUUUCGACCUCCAGAGCGCCCAGAUGUUGGAGAGAGUGCCGGCGCACACUGGGCCCAUUUGGUCGGUGCAGAUGCUGCCGAAUCGAGAAGCGGGGUUCUUGACCGCGUCCGCCGACAAGACGCUCAAGUUUUGGAGGCUGGAGGCCGUUCGCGGUUCGGAGGAGUCCCCUGUCGCGCGCCAGUCGGCGUUUUCGGUCGUCCAGGACAGGACGUGCGAGAUGGAGGACGACAUUUUGUUUGCGAAAAUCGACGGCCGCGGAAAGCUUUUGGCCUUGGCUCUGCUGGACGGAACGGUCCGGAUUUUGGACGGAUCCACGCUGAAGCUUUUUCACUCCCUGUAUGGCCACCGACUACCGGUCUUGGGCCUGGACAUGUCCGACGACGGGACCCUGAUCGUCACCGGGUCCGCGGACAAGAACGUCCGAAUAUGGGGGACGGAUUUCGGAGACUGCCACAAAUCGAUCUUCGCUCACGACGAUUCGGUUACUCAGGUCGUCUUUGUCCCCAAGACGCACUACUUCUUCAGCAGCGGAAAGGACGGGCUGGUCAAGUUCUGGGACGCCGACAAGUUCGAGCUGGUGCUGACUCUGUCCGGCCACACGAGCGAAGUGUGGGCGAUGGCCAUCUCCGCGGACGGCAACCUCCUGGCCACGGGAUCUCACGACCGAGGCAUCCGAGUUUGGGCGCGCACCGACGACCAAGUCGUCGUUCAAGACGAACGCGAAGCGGAGCAAGAACGCAACUGGCUCGACGCCCUCGAGGACGAAGACCGCUUCCAACUCGUCGACAACACGACUCAAAGCGACAAGGCGUCCAGGCUCACCGCUUCCUCCGCGAAGUCCGGGGAACGCCUGUUGGACGCGCUCGAACUAAUCAAAGUAGAAGGCGAAAACUGGGCGUUGUACCACCGAGACGUCAAACGCCUCUUGGACUCUGGCGACAAAAACGCCGCCAAGCACGUCCGACCCCCCCCCAGCAGCGAACUCACUCGCGGCAAGGACCCCAGCGAUUACCUAAUCGACGUAGUCAAGGGAAUCAAACAAUCCGAAAUGGAAGAAUGCCUACUGUUGCUCCCCUUCUCUCACGUCCUCACCCUAAUCGAACUGAUCAAAACCUGGGUCUCUCAACGAUUCGACCUCAUCGAGCUGUGCUCCUCGAUUCUCUGCUUCCUUCUUCGAAUCUAUCACGCGCAGAUCAUCGCGAACAAAAGCGCGCACGCCACCCUGCUCGCAAUCCGCUCUCACACCCGACGACAGCUCUUCCAAUACAAAGAAAUACUCGGGUCUAACCAGGCCGCGAUGAACCACAUGAAGCAAAAAAUGGAACUAGCCUGUCAAGCCAAAUUUUUUGACAUACGAGAGCAAGAAUUUGUCAAAAAGGGCCAAAAACGACAAAAGAAAACCCCAGGCUAUUGGGAGUGACCACCCAACCCCUUAUCGCGGCCGGCUCAACUCGGAAGCCCCACUCCUGCCCCUCAAAACGACCCACAGCUCAAACCCACGCCAGCUCCCCAAGCACGCGCUGCCCCCUCGUCCCCUCUCGUGUCCCUCGCAAAACGCGCGCGCGCGCGGCCUCCCCCCGCCGGUCCCGAAGAACGGCGCAACCUUGACGCCCCCUCCCGGAGCACAGAAGCGAGGCAAAAAGCAAGAAAUUCUUACAUUAUCGCGAUUUGAC
This is a messenger RNA of Schistocerca gregaria, 3177 nucleotides long. RefSeq names its product WD repeat-containing protein 3-like. Lineage: Eukaryota; Metazoa; Arthropoda; Insecta; Orthoptera; Acrididae. The record is from RefSeq and is a predicted model, not a curated record. Gene Ontology annotation, cellular component: small-subunit processome; Pwp2p-containing subcomplex of 90S preribosome. The coding region runs from base 12 to 2924 and encodes 970 amino acids. Gene Ontology annotation, biological process: maturation of SSU-rRNA. The transcript has 2 exons. Gene Ontology annotation, molecular function: protein binding; snoRNA binding.